AUGCCUUCUCCAUCCAGCAUGAAUUCGUCUGUGUGGCCUUCGUCACUCGACCCAAACCCGCGUCGGCGUGAAUGGGGUACGUCGGCGUCGAUUUGGGCGCCUCAAAACGCGUCAUUUGACCCAUUCGCUUCCGAUUCGAGCUGGAGCCCAUCCCAGCCGCUCUUUGGGCCUACGAAAAGCGAUCCUAUCAAGUCGUCCGACGCCGAGUCUCCAGAGCAUAUUACUAUGAUGCUUCGGAAUCUGGGCAUCACUCCCUCUCCCCGACCGAGUGCCGCUACUCCCGGCGAUGGGCCUGCUAGUCCCUCGACACCUCCAACGCUAAGCCCGACUACUCAGAUCAUGUCCCUUGGAUCCAACUCGACGAUUCACACGCCUACUCCGACUCGCGUUAUCGAACCACCACUCUUUUCAUCGACGUUUACCGAUCCUCCAUCUCAUACCCUAUUCUCAUCAAUUACAGAUACCCCGACGGCUAGGCGUAUUAGUAUGUCCAGCGCUUCUGACGAAGUCUUCGUUUCUGGUCCCCAAGCACGCCGUAAUACUACAACAAGCCGUCCCCCACGGAUGACUACCAUUGGAGGUCCUGUUCCGCAUUCUCAUGAGCGUGUCAUGAGCUGGAUGCAACGCCAGAACUUGGCUUCGACUCAGAGCUCACCCGCCCUUGCUCCGCUUAGCCAGUUGCCGCCGAGACAAGAUUGGGUACCGAUCACAGGGCCUGCUCCGAUGCCGGUCGCGGGUACCAACCCACCAACGUCACAUGGGUGGAAUAUUCCUCGCGCUAUGGGAGCUGGAGUGUGGAAUGCCCAGUCGCAGCCCCCUCAAUCCCGUCAGACCGUAGGGUUCACCGGACGCGAUGAUCGUAAGAUCACCGAAGCUUCUCUUCAUGAGCCUGUCAACUUUUUGCGUUUACUUCAACCCACUUCUCAGCCCCCUUAUGGGCUAUUUGUCACACGUAUCGUCAAAAAUUCGGAUCAGCAAGCAAGUAUUUUCCUCCAACAAAAACUCAAGGCCGCGACUUCUGAAGAGGCACGCAAGCCAAUCGUUGAUGCGAUCGUGGAGCAAGGGAUCGACAUGAUGAUGAACCGGUUUGGAAAUUGGGCGGUUCAAAGGUGCCUUGAAUCCCCUUGCUCUCCCAAGGAGCGUAAGCGUGUUGCGGAUGUCAUGAGGGGUCGGGUUAUUGAGCUGGCGACUAAUUGCUAUGGGACACAUGUCGUUCAAAAGGCACUUGAUUGUGCGGAGACUAUUCGGAUGAUGGUCGUCUCUGAGAUGCUUCAAGGGGAUUUGGCUACGACUUUAAUGAAUAAGCACGCUAGUCAUGUUUGGACCAAGAUUAUGGAGUUAUCAUGGUCUGAUCCUGCACCUCCAAUCUUCGACUAUGUGAACAGAGCCAUGCAAGGUCGUUGGGUCGACUUGGCUCGCCAUGAGACUGGAUCACUCAUAGUUCAGCAUGCGUUUGAGAACUUGGAGGACUCGGACAAGGCCGAUUGCGUUAGGGAAGUAUUGGAUAGUAUCGAUGUGUUGGCGACCGACCAGUGGGGAAGUUGGGUUGUUCAACAUUUACUAGAAAACGGAACCGAAAGCGAUCGCGCCCAGGCCGUUAGCGCCCUUGUUCAACACAUCCCGACGCUCGCUCUUGACCCUCAAGGCAUUAAGGUUAUUGAAAAAGCAAUCAAGUCGGGUGGUCCAUCUUCUGUGGAGAUUGUGGCUAGACGGUUGAGUGAGCCUGCCAAAAGCGGCCGUCGUCCAAUAAUUGUCGACUUGGCCCUUGGUGCUAUGGGCAGCCAACUCAUUAGUAUGUUGUUGCCAAUGCUAAACAAGAACAUGUGGUCCGUGCUCCAUGAAUCAGUCAAGGGGCAUAUUGUUACUCUAAAAGGUUCAAAAUCGGGCUCCAGGAUCGUUUGGCUCUUUGAACGCACUAAAGCUCAGCAUAAUACGAACUAG
This is a messenger RNA of Rhizoctonia solani, 1941 nucleotides long. Its product is annotated as Pumilio-family RNA binding repeat. The coding region runs from base 1 to 1941 and encodes 646 amino acids. The record is from RefSeq and is a predicted model, not a curated record. Gene Ontology annotation, biological process: post-transcriptional regulation of gene expression. The transcript has 15 exons. Gene Ontology annotation, molecular function: mRNA 3'-UTR binding. Gene Ontology annotation, cellular component: cytoplasm. Lineage: Eukaryota; Fungi; Basidiomycota; Agaricomycetes; Cantharellales; Ceratobasidiaceae.